Caenorhabditis bovis is the source of this 1503-nucleotide messenger RNA. Lineage: Eukaryota; Metazoa; Nematoda; Chromadorea; Rhabditida; Rhabditidae. The record is from the annotation of a GenBank genome assembly.
AUGAUUAUAUCAUAUCUUGCACGCAUUGUGCUCCUUUUGCCCGAACUCUCAUCGGGUGAUGCGGAUCGACUCGCCGAAAUCGCCGCUGCUCAGGAGCAAAACUUCCAAUUAGGCAAUAUCCCGGAUCGAGAUGGUCUUCCUCCAAUACCGAUUCCACAACAACAUGAACGACGGCGGGAGGGCGGAAAACGGAAGAAGCAGCGUAAAGACAAAACAAAAUCGGUGGAUGAGCCAUGCAUAAUGAUUAACGAGACCCUACGAAAACAUCUAUUACAGGACCUCUUCGACGAUUCAUAUGACAAAAACAAUCUGCCUAGCGCAAAUGCAACUGAGGUUAUUGUCGAGCUCACUGUGCAAUCAAUCACGGAAAUCAGUGAGUUUUCGUCAAGUUUCAAAGCCGAUGUGUGGUUUUCGCAAAUUUGGCGCGAUCCAAGAUUGGAUUUCUCGGAUCGAAACUAUUGCUUAAAAAACAUCUCGCUUGCGUCGCACAAAUUGCCGACUAUGUGGUCGCCAAACGUAUGCUUCGCCAAUAGCAAAAAGGUUGAAAUACACGCCUCGCCAUCGCAGAACAUUUUGCUUCUUAUAUUCCCAAAUGGCACUGUUUGGCUUAACUUCAGAGUAUCACUGAUUGGACCAUGCAAAUUAGACCUCACAUAUUUUCCGAUGGAUAGACAAUCAUGCAAUCUUAUUUUCGAGAGCUAUUCGUAUAAUACAGCAGAAGUACGAAUUGUCUGGAGAGAUUGGGAGCCGGUAUCAAUUCCAGAUCCUGACUCGAAGAACUUGCCAGAUUUCGAAUUAGUCGAAAUAAAGCAUUUGAAUGCGACCCUAGUGUAUACUGCUGGGCUUUGGGAUCAAUUGGAAGUUCAAUUCACCUUUCGAAGAUUAUACGGUUACUAUGUACUACAAGCAUACAUGCCGACGUAUUUGUCAGUUUUUAUUUCUUGGAUUGCUUUUUGGAUUGAUACAAAGGCUCUUCCAGCCAGAAUCACACUUGGCGUCUCCUCUUUGAUGGCUCUCACUUUUCAAUUUGGAAAUAUUGUCAAGAAUCUUCCUCGUGUCAGUUAUGUCAAGGCUCUUGAUAUAUGGAUGUUUGGAUGUGUCGGUUUCAUUUUUCUUUCUCUUGUCGAGCUGGCAGUUGUUGGAUUUGCGGACAAGCUCGAUGCAAAAAGGAGGCGACAUAAUAAGUGCAAAGAGCAAUUGAUGAUGCGCAGUGAUUCAGAGCAACAGUGGCUUUCACGAUUAUCAGGUCAAAGACCGCAUGCUAUUGAACCCAACUCUGAUCACCAUAGCCACAUUUUACAAAUAAAUGAUGGAAAUGGAAAUCUCCGUCGACAAAGAAGUGAAGAGAAGCGACAAAAACUAUUAAUGCAAAUGGAGCAUCCCAUGCACGUGAAUGGAGAGAAAAUAGAUGAAAUUUCUGCAAAACUGUUUCCCUUACUAUUCACUGCGUUUAAUAUUUUUUAUUGGUUCUAUUAUAUCGGAAUGUCAGGAGGAUUUUUGUAG